Molecule: messenger RNA, 578 nt
Organism: Babesia bovis T2Bo
Lineage: Eukaryota; Apicomplexa; Aconoidasida; Piroplasmida; Babesiidae
Product: putative peptidyl-tRNA hydrolase 2 mitochondrial precursor
Exons: 5
Coding region: 131-532 (133 amino acids)
Cellular component (GO): cytosol; mitochondrion
Molecular function (GO): peptidyl-tRNA hydrolase activity
Source: RefSeq, a predicted model, not a curated record
AGUUGGAAAUAGUGUGUAUUUGCUAUGUGCUAUUUCAUGGCUGUGUGGACUUAUAUGCUGGCCAUUAGGAAAGUACAUUAUUCAAAUAUGUAGCAAACUAAGUUAUAUCGCAAGCAUAUCUUGUUGCAGUAUGCGAAAAAGAGGCGAAACCGUAACGGAAUAUGAAAGUGACGAUGAUAGUGAUAUAAAGUUGGUGCUAUGCGUCAGAACAGACUUGGAAAUGGGAAAGGGAAAAAUAGCAGCACAGUGUGGGCAUGCCGCUCUAGGAGCAUACAUCGAUUCAAUAAAUCGCAAAAAUCCAUACCUCAAUGAAUGGAUGAACCAAGGACAGAAGAAAGUGGUGCUCAAAGUUAAGAGCAAAGAAGAUAUGGCUGAACUUAAACGAAGCGCUGCUGCCGCUCACAUCAACUACCAUAUUACGUGUGAUGCAGGUAGAACCCAAAUACCAGCAGGAUCAUACACAGUUAUCGCCAUAGGUCCAGCACCCGAAAAUGUAGUAAACAAAAUAACCGGACACUUAAAAUUACUAUAAACAGUAUUGAUCAAUUAUAGUAACACAUUUAUACAACUGUUUUUGA